ACCCUCGGUGUUUGCAUGUCGCGAUUCAUUUGUCCCUAGAAACUAGUAUGGCAAACGUCGUGAUUCUAGUACUGGGUAUAGCUUUGGUGCUUGUAUCUCCGGGGCUGGGAGCUAAUAUUCUCUGUUUGACUCCAAUCCCGAGCCAUAGUCAUCAUAUUUGGAACAGAGCAUGGAUGGAAGCAUUGGCAGCAAGAGGACACAAUCUGACGAUCGUCUCAGCCGACGUUGAGAAGGUCCCCAAAACAAACAUGACCUACAUACAUCUGGAGGAAGCUUACACCUAUCUGCAUGAGGUGUUAGACUUAGGCGAUAUGGCCAAUGAGAAUGCUUUUGGUGGAGUUCGAAGUUUGUAUGCCUGGGGAACGGGGAUGUGCAAGGGAGUGCUCCGUUCCACCGGAAUGGAUCGUAUCAUGGCGUAUCCCGACGAUUUCAGAAUUGAUCUCGUUGUAGCCGAUGUCACCCUGGGACCGUGUUUAUUCGGACUGCUGCAGAAGUUUGGUAAUCCGCCGGUGGUCGGAGUUACAGCGUAUAAUAACCCGUCUUAUACGCCCGAUUUCAUUGGAGGACACAAACACUACGCUUACGUUCCGUAUGUGAUGCUCAACUACGAUUACGAUAUGAGCUUUUUUCAACGUUUGUACAAUUAUGUUGUCUACUGCUACGAUCACUACUACCGUCAUCACGUGUUUCUUUCAAUUAUUGAAGACUAUAUGAGGCAAUACCACAAACUAGAUCAUCUGGAAAGUGCGUCGGAACUGGAGAAACGUGUCUUCCUGCUGCUUGUGAAUUACCACUACUCCGUUGACUUUCCUGAAUCCGUUCCACCGAAUCAUAUUCCAGUAGGAGGUCUCCAAGUCAUCCCACCGAAAGAGCUUCCAUCAGAUAUCAAGCAAUUUAUCGAAGCAGCACCGAAAGGAUCCGUACUGUUUUCGCUAGGAACAAACGUCAUGAGCAGCGACCUUGGCGACAACACCAUACGAAUGUUGCUCGACGUUUUCCGACAAUUUCCCAAGUACAACUUUUUGUGGAAGUUUGAAACUGAAAUGAAAUUUGAUCUUCCAAAAAAUGUUAUGAUAAAAAAGUUUUUACCACAGAAUGACAUUCUGGCACAUCCUAACAUUAAGGCUUUCAUUACCCACGGCGGAAUGCUGAGUACCCAUGAAGCAACGUGGCACGGAGUUCCGAUGGUGGGCAUUCCAUUCGUCUGCGAUCAGUACCGAAACCUUCAUAAAUCCGUCCGAGCCGGAGUCGCAAUCAAACUUGAACACAAUGCUCUGACCACCGAUAAGGUUCGAAAAGCAUUGACACAAGUUCUAGAAACGCCUUCCUACCGAGAAAAAAUGCGGAUAAGAUCAUUGCUUUUCCGAGACCAACCCGAGCAUCCUUUGGAUCGUGCUAUCUGGUGGAUUGAAUGGGCCAUUCGUCACCCCAAUGCCGAACACAUCCAAUCUCCCUCCAAGGGAAUGAGCCCUUGGAAAAGUGAGCUGUACGACGUAAAGCUGUUCAUCUUCGUAGUGUUCAUAUUUGUUGUGCUUAGCGUGAAAUAUGUUUUGUCAAACAUUUUAUCAAUGCGUGCUGAGAAAAACGAUUCAAGUGAUAAAAAGAUACUUGAGAUAAUGAAUCUAAAAGAAAUAAUCGCAUUUGUAGUUUUAAUAUUUACACUUCAAAUCACGAACGGUGCUAACAUACUGUGCAUCUUGACUGUUCCAAGCCCAAGCCAUCACAUCUGGAACCGUGUGUGGAUGGAAGCGCUGGUAGAACGAGGGCACAAUUUGACGGUUGUCUCGCAGGAUGGGGACAAGUCCAAACCAAAUCUCACUUACAUCUUGCUGGAAACUGUUUACAGCCAUUUAUAUGAAAACGGCGAAAUUAACUAUGUAGAAAUGUCUAAAGAGAGCUCGUAUCAAACAGUGUUUUCCUUCAUGAACUAUUUCGUGAGCGUGUGUACUCCUAUGCUCAAGUCUGAAGGACUGAAUGCAAUCGAACUAUAUCCAGAUAAUUUUAAAUUCGAUCUAGUAAUCUACGACUUCGGAUGUGGCCCCUGUCUGCUGCCACUGCUUCACAAGUUCAAAUAUCCGCCAUUGUUGGCUCUGACGCCAUUCAACAAUCCCCCCUACUCAGUUGAUGUCGUGGGUGGCCACAAGCACUUCGCGUACACUCCAUACUUUGCGCUAAACUAUGAUACUAAGAUGAAUUUUAUACAACGGACAUACAAUACCUUUAUCUCACUAGUCAGUUCAGCUUAUCGCAAUUUCUACAUUUUACCGCGAGUGGAUCAACAAGUUCGAGACCAUUUCAACUACACCGACAUGCCCUACUUGGGCGAUUUGGAAAAGCGCACCCAGAUAAUGCUGGUUAACUCCAAUCCAGUCAUGGAUGCCCUCGAGCCUCUUCCUCCAAAUGUGAUCGCUGUCGGAGGUGCACACAUCAAAGAUCUUGAACCUCUACCCGUUGAUCUGGAAAAAUUCAUUACCAGUGGUAAAAAAGGAGCUGUUCUAUUCUCGCUCGGUUCUAAUGUUCGCAGUGAUAAAAUAGGCGAAGAACGUCAACGUAUGUUCAUCGAUGCAUUCCGCCAAAUGCCGCAGUACAAUUUUUUGUGGAAAUUCGAAACAAAUCUGAACCUCGAUCUACCACCUAACGUAAUCGUCAAACGGUGGAUGCCUCAAACCAGUAUUCUGGCACAUCCAAACACCAAAGCGUUCAUAACACAUUCCGGCGGACUAAGCACACAGGAAGCAUCGUGGUACGGUGUUCCACUGAUUGGAAUGCCAUUCUUUAUGGAUCAAAUCAGAAAUUGCCAACGAUCAGUCAGUGCAGGUGUCGCAGAGGCACUCGACUUCAACUCGCUGUCCGUUGAUAAAAUUAGAAACGCGGUUUUAAAAGUAUUACAGACACCAACGUAUCGAGAAAAUAUGAAACGUAGAUCUAAGCUUUUCCGUGAUCAACCAGAAAAGCCAUUAGACCGAGCAGUCUGGUGGAUCGAGUAUGCCCUUCGAAAUCCGGAUCUGAGUUAUCUGAAAUCGCCAACACUCGAACUGGGUACCGUUCGAUCAAAUUUACUUGACGUUUAUGGAUUCUAUCUGCUUAUCGUUGGAGUGGCAUUCACGAUUAUAAAAUAUAUACUACAAUUGGUUUGCAAAAAACAAACCACUGAAAAAUCGAUGAAAAAAGAAUGACGGAAAUGGCUUUUGCAGUGUACAAUAUACAGUUUUUAAAAAUGUGAUUUAAUUACGUUAGAAGUGCUUCAUCUAUUAUAAAUCAUGGCAAAAACGUUAUCAAAUAAUUCAUUUUCAAAAAAUAAAAGGUUUCAACCCACGAACAAAAAUAUAUGAAUCUUA
Messenger RNA from Topomyia yanbarensis, 3338 nucleotides. RefSeq lists its product as uncharacterized. Gene Ontology annotation, molecular function: UDP-glycosyltransferase activity. The record is from RefSeq and is a predicted model, not a curated record. The coding region runs from base 48 to 3176 and encodes 1042 amino acids. NCBI's taxonomy places the organism in Eukaryota, Metazoa, Arthropoda, Insecta, Diptera, Culicidae. The transcript has 9 exons.